GCCGGGUUUAUUACACGUAAAUCAUUCUUUGUGAGGAACUAAUUGCUGAGGAUGCAUCCCCACACCGUUUUUAGAUCAUACAUGAUCAUAAAACGUCUGUUUACGAAAUGAAUAUUAUGGAAUACCACGAAGGCUCUGCAGCUCUGCUAUUACGUAAUUUAGAGUUAGUCUGAAGUUUUAAAGUGAGAUUAAAAACAUGAAUUCAGGCCGAGGUUGCUGUGUCCGAUUUGCCAUGCGAAUGUAUUGGCUGGAUCGAUUUAAUUGACGCAUGACGUAUCUACGCAGAUCUUGAUUCUCGAUUGUCUGUCAGUGAAAGUCUUAGUAAUUUUAAAAUCAUAACAAAAAAUAAUUUUGAUUUAAUUAUUGUUGAUUUAAACCGACGGAUUUUCCUUUAAGAAUGUAAUAACUAAAUUGUGUUAGAAAGUUGGAACAAUCAUAGAUAAUUUGUUUUCGAUUUUUAUUCAGAACUGACUGUUUGGAAUAUCUCGUUUACAAAGCUUUUAUUAGUGAAACUUAGCAAUAAAUACCAAGUAAUUUUAAAGAUCCCCUAGACACUUAUAUUUCGUGGAAAACACAUUUCCUCUUGGAGGAAAUAUAGAGAAUGAGUCCACUUUUCACGACAUAUUUCAUUAUUCUCAUGAGAAAAUACGUAAACACACCUAGAUUAAGGAGACAGUCAUUAAUGUUCAUUAUAUAAAACUAAAUUUAAUUGAAAUAUUUAUGUUCAUUACUCGGAGGCGAGAAAAGUUUUUUAUUACAGACUAUAAGUUUCGCUGGGAACGAAUUAUAUAUACACGUUUAAUAUAAAUUUAUUAAUCGAGUUCUUGAACUGUACUUAAUAGCAAAACAAGUGAGAAAUCACCAAUAACAAGGGGGUAACUGCAAUAAUAAAUAGAUUUAAGUUUAAUAUCAGGGUCUUCAGAGGUCUUACCUAAGUACGAUGAAUUUACUACACCUUUUAGAACUCCCAUUACAGGGAGUAAAUAGCCUACAAAUAAUACUUCAAUUUCAAUACCCUUCCAAUACCUUAUUCACAACAAUAAUGAAAUAUGCAAAACGUCAGAGACCUGUGCAUUGGAGUGCAACACUUAACUAUUUACGGCCAAACGGUUUACAGUUCUGUUCAUGCUAAGGUUUGAGAUGUAAAUCGCGAUCUUUGACGUCAAUGCGCAAGAGUGCGCCAACUAAAACCGAACCACAUAAUGGCCGGUGGCCGGCCAAUAUACUCGUAAAGGAGGUUGUAAAACUGCACAAGUAAAAAGGCGUGACUACAUGUUAAGUGGAAGAGGCUAACGAAGCGUCUUCCUGAAACCCGCCCUCUUUCCCACUCCCGUACUAUAAAUAUGACGCUGAAACAUUUUCGCUUCAGUCGUUCAGGAAAGCUCGAGGUGUGCACUGUGCCAAAUCACAGCAUUCCCUAGUGACAACGUGAUACGGGACGCGUAACACGACAACAAAUAUCUAAUACUAAUCAGUUCGCGAUUGUUAUACAAAGACUUUUGAUUUAUUCAAGUGACUUUUUGGAUUGUUCAGUGAAAGUAUUUGAAGUGGUGAAGAUGUUGGACAAAACCAUCCUCGGUGGUAGUUGGGAAAGUGUGGUGUCGAGAGACGACUACGAGAUUGACUACAACCAGAGCCCGAGAGGGUCUCCUUUGAAGGAUACGUCCAACAUCCAGGAUGAGCCUGGCUACUGCAUCAGCCGUCACAACCCGAACAAGACCUUCCGCCGUGAAUCUGUCAUAGCUUCAUGGAAGAGUCUGAAGAAGGAGAGGGAGCAGGCUUUAGGGAAGCGGUUCAUCUAUGUGGACGCUGACAGUUACCAGGAUUAUUACGGCAGGAACAAGGUCAAGCGUUGCAAGAGUGACAGGGCCCCUGUCGCACCAAACAAGGUGCCAAAGAAGGUCAAGCGCACAUACUCUGUUCUGUACAGGUAUGAUCCAUCUGAAGAGAAAGUAGUGAAGGAGUACAAGUACCAGCUUCCUAAGGAGAAUGAGCCUAUUAACCACCCAGUAAUGCAGAAAUCCUACUCCGAACCCUUCUUGAGGUCGGAAGCUUCACCUAAGAAGAAGGUCAAGAGGUCUUUCACAACACUGUUGAACAUCAAGACAAAGUUUUUAAACAUUUUCACCUCGAAGAGUUAAAUUGUUGUAGGGAUUUAACUUGGUUUAAUUGCUCAAUUCAAUGCAUUUUAUAUGAUUGGCGUAUUACUUCGCAUACGAGGUCGUAACCGCCAUGAUUCUAGUCGAAAUUUUGCCUAUCAGGUUCAAUGCCGGAACCAUCUAUUUUGAUAUUGUCUGGUAAAAGUAUAAACAAAAUUGUAAUGGAAUAGAUCAAUCAACGUUUUUGUUGCUAUUCCAAAUUGAAACAGGCAAAGAUUGGAUAUAUUAUCAGAUCGUAAUUUGUAAGCUUUAUUAAAAGAUUUAUUUUUGAAGUGCCAAAUGUAUUCAUAAAAUACUAAGUUUAGUAUAUAAUUUGUGAUAUUUUUCGUGUGUUGUGAUAUUUUUAUAUUUUUGAAGGAUCGUUGUGGUAUGGUCAACAUACUGCAACGGAUGCUUGAAUUAACAGUAAAAAUCUGAUCAAUUAGAAAUAAUGUUCUAAAUUGCAUGUAAUUCUUUAUAUUAGCCUCUAAUAUAUUGUUAUUACCAAUCUUAGAAGUUAAAAUAUAUACUGUUUACAACUCAUUUAUUAUAUUUUUCAUAAAUAUAAAUAAAAUGUUGUCUGUAACAUAAAUAAUGUAACUGCUAUAUAAAUGUAAUUCUUUAUAUUCAGCAAUAAAUAUCAAUGUAAUUACAUAAAUAUUCACAUUGUUAUCUUUUAAGAAAAUUGCUUUGUAUAAUAAUAAUUAUAUAUUAAUAUGCCAAAGUGAUUGUAAUCUUGCAGUUACAAGUUUUAAAGUUGCAAUAUAAUUCAUUAUAUUUUAAUGUAAUUUUAAAUAUAAACGCAGUUCAUUAAUGUAACUUUUAUA
Spodoptera littoralis (African cotton leafworm) is the source of this 2965-nucleotide messenger RNA. Lineage: Eukaryota; Metazoa; Arthropoda; Insecta; Lepidoptera; Noctuidae. The record is from the annotation of a GenBank genome assembly.